CGGAUUGGGUCGUCCGUCUCAGGCGGAGAGAUGCCCAUUUUACUAGAAAUACAUAAGUACAUACGCUCGUUCUCUCGUCGUCCCCUACAAGAAGUUUCAGUAAAAGCUUUGUAAAAAUUUCAUCUGGGCUCAUUUUCUCAUCCUCCUGCUUUUCCUCGCGAUCUCGUGCUUCUCUGCUGCUGGGCACAAUUUUUCCGUGCCGUGUGUUCUACUCUCCAAGUAAGAAUUGCGAGAGAGUGAGUUUGGCAGUUUUCAGAGACCAAGAAAGCAGUUGGUUGGUGUUGGUUGGAGAGAGUCCUCGUCGUAGUGAGAGAGCACCGACCGAGUCUCGUUUCUUCGGUAUUUAGCAAAUCCGAAUCCACCGAACUUGUGGACGUUCAGCGUGUGAAAGAAAUCUCUUUAACUGCUCGGGUUUAACUUUUCUAUUACUAAAUGCACAUGCAUAAUAAUAAGCAAGGCAAGUGUGUGGUUGUUGUACGUACGUCGUCCCUCUCCUGCUCUUUCUUGCCCAAUAUGCUUCUUCAUAAGACAAUACGAACGAAUGCAAAUAACAAUAGUUUCACACGUAUUCCAUAGACCGAUAAAUACCCUGCACGAAACGCCAAACCAACCAAUAGUCACGUCGUGUAUACUGUUCUAACAGCAAGUGUGAAAAGUCGGUUCGUGCAAAAAUCAGUGAAAAUACGAGUGCAUUAAGCUACUUAUUAGGAUUUUACGGUGCAUUCUUCUUCACGUAAGAAAUCGUAAACAAUGGGUGAUCAACAUAAUUAAAUUUGGAAAAUAAUAUCAUUUUAAAACUAAUUUAAAAAUCGUUUGAAUAAUAAAUACACAAUGCCAAUCAGAGUAAUAAUACGGCAAAGGAUAAUUUAAUAAAACGGCCCAUAUUAAAAAUGCAGUGAGUGAAAGCAAGCAAAAAGUAGGAUUUUCUACCAAUAUCUUUUUCUCAUUCCAUUUCCAAUUUGUACAACUUUUUGGGUUCGUGACUGUUGUAUGACUGAUAAUUAUUCGGUGUUGCGUGCAAGUUUCGUUUGUUAUUCAUUGAACAAAUUAGUGGGCUUUUUGUUCAUGAUUUGUGAAAUUAACUUUCACUUUACUGACCAAACACUAUUGAUACCAGAAACUUUCUACUCAAUGUUUGGUCAAUAAUUAUAAAUCGGACUCAUCACUCAUCAUUAUCAAGGUGUCAAUCAGACACAUGUAUAAAACUGGUAUUUAUUAGUUUAUUAAUAACAUUGAACGACUUGGGGUCAUUGUCAACAAACGCGUGAAUUGAUCCAGAUUAUUAUUCUACGGUGUUAAAGAUAUCAUGAAAAAUCAAAUAAUUUCCAGAAAAGAUAAUUGCCCAACCAAAAUGUGAUCGCAUAACUGCAACACAAUUACAUGCGGAAUCUCAAAGGAAGAUUUUUGAAAUAAUUUCGACAUUAUUAAUAUAACUCCAACCAGCCAGAAUCAACUGAAGAAAAAACUGAGCUUCAUUUUUUUUCGAAACUCAUUGUCAAGAUGAUUGGAGCCAUGCCAGCCAUCGCGGUGCGAGGAAAGGGAAAGACGGACGGUUCGAUUGGUUUUAUGAGUCGACCGCACAAACUUUCCCUGCACUUUCGACCCCCGCUGACCAACCAUCAAGUGACGCCCACUCCAUCCCCCGUCAACUCGCCCCCAGGAGGAUAUAGCAGCCAGAGGGAAAAGGCACACCACCGUUUCGCCAGAAAUUUUCUUAGUAAACGGUGCAUUUUCCAGUUGAGCGUGUUGGCACCACUGGUGGGAGCUAUUCUUCUAUUCAUCGGACUAAUUCAACUCACCCCGGGAGCUGAAGCUAACCCAUAUGGCGUUCCACUCAUCAUCGCUGGCUCCGCAGCCCUCCUCCUUGGCAUAUUUGUAAUCCUAAUGCGCGUCUAUUUCACCUGGGAACUCAACAGACUUAACAUGAGGCGGGACGUACCUCAAAUUAAAGUCAACGAGCCCUCCGUGACUGAUCAGGACGUUGAGAAAAUUAUUGGCUCUCUUCCAGCCGCAUCAAACGACUCAGCCACCAACGUCAACGGUGCAGGCGUUGGGCGGAAAAGUAGUGUCGUCACGUGUCUCGGCAACAAUGUGACGACAUCAAUAGCCACCGAGGACAAGAAAUCCUCGUCCUCCCCCAACAAUAAGAAUUCGAGCACUCUCCCCUCCCCAAAAGCACCACCUCGAUCAAAGUCGAAGGAUAAGGAUCGAGACCGGGACAAAGAUAACAGCAAGCCGGAAGAAUCAGCAAAGCUUUUACAGGACAGCGUUGGUAGUGAGACAAAGGGAAAGGACGGCUGUGGUGGUGGGCAGCAGGACAAGAAAGCGUAGAGGAUUACGUACUUAAAUACUUACUCUUGCACAAUGCUCCUUUUAUAGUAUGUAACAUCAAAGGAAUGUCGGCUUGUGCAUAAAAUAGGGAACAGCAGCACAAGCACAAUGCCACCGCAAAACCUGGUUCGGACUUAACACAGUUUUUAAAGUAUCGGAAGAAUGAUAGACUUAUUGACCAGGAUUAUCUUACGAUUAGCACAACGGACAGACUUGAAUUGCACCACUGUUAUAAAUGUCACACAACAAGUAUUCAUAGCACCAUAUCCACAAAGCAGUAAAUCCACCAUACAAUUAUCUAUAUUUUUUGUUAUUGUUACCACUUUCACUCUACCACUUUCACCACCAGUCACUCUCACCUUUCAGGAUACGACUUGUUACCUUCGCCUUGAAUCUUUCACAUCUAUGUAUCUACUUACCAUCCAUUUACUCACUACCUCUUUAAUAAAUGUUCACCCUUUUUAUCCCUGUUUGCAGCUUUAGAUUCGUUUGUAGCUAUCAUGGAAAUGUGCAAAAUGUUUUGUCCUUGUAAUUAAACUGACUGAUAUAAACGAGGUUACAUACGAGAUAUGUACUUAUAUAUGGAGACCGACGAACUUUUGCUAUUUGAGAGUUAACUUUUCAAAAUUUAGCAGCAGGAUUUAUAAUAAAGCCAUAAAACGCCAUUUGUUAAUAACUACGUGCUGAAUACGCUGAUUAUAAACUCGUGAAAAAAACUCUUUAAAAAUACACUGCUACCUUGCUGCAUGUGACUGUACAAAUUCUUCGAACCAUUUUAUUGUGGGCUUUUAUUCUACCAAUCUAUUAAAAAUCUGUAUUACUAAAUAAACAACUGUGAAAAAUUAAUACUGCAUUUACCAAAAAGUUUAUAAGUAUUAAAAAAUAAUUCAAAUUAAACAGCUUACUUUGAAAUGUACCUUAAAAUGAAAAUGGAAUGCAUUUUACCAUUAGUUUAAGUAAGUACACAUACAUAAAUGUUUAAAUAAUGCACGAAAAUUCCUUAAUAAAAGACAAGACGUGUUAUGCAUUAAUUUUAUGUAAAUAAGUAAAAAAAAAUAUGCGAAUGCCUCUCUCAGAUAAAAAAGAAUAUGUAUGACGCUGAAGAAACAAAAACACAAAUUCACUUUCACUCCUCACCACAAAAAUAAAUACAUAAAUAUGUAAAUAUUAUGCACCACCGAGAUACAACAUAAUAGGACCAGGACCACUACCUCUUUUUCCACACAUGUUUCUCAUAAUUAAAUUAUAUUAUUAAAUGCUAUCCUCAUUAAGUUAAAUAGUUGUCCUCUCUUGUUGACGAUUUAAAUAUGCUAUGUACACAACUCACCCAGCACACAUUAUCCAUUCAUUCAAUGUAAUUAAUUAAUUAAUUAAUAUGUAAUUAAUUAAUGAUUGUGUGCUAAUUCUGCAGAAAAAUCUUCAUUGUAAAAAUUAAUGUUUGUUGAGAGUGAAUCCUAUUUAAUUUGCUCCUCGCAUGACGAUGAAUGAGUAGAUGAUUCUAUUUUCCAUUUUACAUUUUGUCGUUGCAUCACUUUUUUUGUAAUAUUUGCACCGGAGAUGAAUUCCACUUUAUCAAUAUCAAUGUCGAGUCUUUCACUUUGGGAAGGCGUUUCUUUUACUGUUUGCAAACAAAGUUUGAUCAUAUAAGCAAAAGUCCCGAUAUGUUCCUGUGAUGAUGGGUAAGAAGAAAUCAUGCAGUCUAGUCACACAAAUGUAUCUGAGAGCUGUUGUUACUUACAUUAAAAAAAUUUAUGAUGAAAGAAUUAAUUUUUGUACAUGAUUUGUCUAUAUAUUUAAGUUUAGUUUAAAUUAAUAAUGUAAAAAAUACAAUUGGAAAAAAUGCCAAAUCGUUCGCACUUUCGAAAAAAUGCUAUGCGCUUUAAAAAAUAUUGUCAGUGAGAAAUAUUUAAAAUUGACAUUAGCUUAAAAUUUGGUUUAGAUGGAAUCUCUGCACUUUCAAAUUUUAUUUAUUUAUAUUUAUAAAUUCUAUGUACGAGCUUCGUCUUCUUGUACAUUUCAUUGUAAUAAAGUUUAUAUUAUUAUACUUGCAGAAAAUUGUGAAUGCAACCUGGUUGCAUAAACUUUGUAAUUGUUUAUUCAUGUACUUGAUUGAAUAUUGUGUAUGGUAUGCAGUAAUGUUGCAAUACUUUUGCAAGAUUUUGAUCACCUUAACAUUGGUGGUUUUAAAGUAGCUAAAUAAUUUUAAUGUUUCAAAAGAAAAUUGUGUUUUGCAAAAAUUAUUAGAAAUAUUUAGUUAAGAUUUACUGCAAAAAAAAUAAUAUUAGAAUGUGAGUGAAUUUAUAAAAUACAGAAAAAUUAUUGUCGCGUCGUUCUUGUAUGUAAGUUUAAUGCGCUGAUACAUAUUUAAUAACAUUAUUUAUGCAAUGAUAUACAGAUACACAUUAUGCGAAAUUUACGGAAUGAAUAAAGAGAAAACUGGAUUUUCUGAA
Messenger RNA from Folsomia candida, 4781 nucleotides. RefSeq lists its product as uncharacterized. The record is from RefSeq and is a predicted model, not a curated record. NCBI's taxonomy places the organism in Eukaryota, Metazoa, Arthropoda, Collembola, Entomobryomorpha, Isotomidae. The transcript is spliced from 6 exons. Bases 1501 to 2331 code for a protein of 276 amino acids.